Peniophora sp. CBMAI 1063 is the source of this 1866-nucleotide messenger RNA. The record is from the annotation of a GenBank genome assembly. NCBI's taxonomy places the organism in Eukaryota, Fungi, Basidiomycota, Agaricomycetes, Russulales, Peniophoraceae.
AUGUCGCGCAUAUACGGAGGUGUCCCGGGUCGUGUGCCCAGUCCGAAUCCUAAUCCGAUUGGUCUGCCGCCUCAGGCAGCCUCCCCAAUGUAUCGCAGCGCGUCCCCGCAACCUCAGCCCAUGGGCGUCAAUCCCAACCAGAUCUCGCCCGACACCAUCACCUAUACCACGUCCUACGGUCCAGAUGGCCAGAUUGUAUACCAUCCGUUCCGCGCCGUCCCAGUCAACUAUCAGACCCCCCAAGGUAUCGUCGCAGGAACGCAGUGGGUUCCCGCGGAGGCCACUACUAUCUUGCCAGCAGGCGCACAACCGGCCAAUCCAGAUUUCUCGCAAAAUUGGGCCAAGAAGACGUUUGGCCAUGACGACAGAGCCUUGCGUGAAUGGCAACGUGCAGAGGAGAAGCGCCGGCGCAAGGAGGAAAAGCACGCGGCUAAGCGCCUGGAGCGUGCCGACCGCGACCGCCGCGAGCGAGAGCGCGAGGAGAAGGAAGCUCGUCGCGCCGAGCGCGAUGCGCGUAUGUACGGAGGCCAAGGAGCUCCCGGCGGGAUGUCUCCUGCCGGCGGCUAUAUGCCGUCUCCUGCCGCGGGAUACAGCCCUUACACUCCCGUGAAUGAGCUGGCCGGCCAGAUGAACACAGUCAACCUAGGCGGCGGUAAUCGAGGCAGCCUCUACGGUGACCCGACCGGUGGUAUGCCGAGAUCUCCGAUCGCAUCGUACACCAGCCCGCCCACUGUGGGUCAUGCUCCGCCUUCUCCGUAUCGAGGCGGCGGUGCACUUCCUGGUCGCUCUGCGUCUCCGAUUCCGCCGUCCGGCAUCUCGGUAGCCCCGAUGUCAGGUGGUGGCCUGCCCGGUGGUUCCCCAUACGGAGCCGCACCUGGAUCGAACAUGUAUGGUGCCCAGGGUACGAACGCGUAUGGCGCUCCUCAGACAAACGCUUACGGCGCUCCGACUGUCCCUGGGUCGAACCCGUACGGCGCGGCCCCCGCUCCCGGAACAGGUCCUUACGGACCUCACUCUCGUGCACCAUCACCUCAGCCGGCUCCCUACGGGCCACCUCGCUCUCGCGCUGCGUCACCUCAGCCCGGCUACGGUGGUCAACCUGGCUACGGUGCCCAGCCCGGUUACGGCGGCCAGCCUGGUUACGCUGGACAAGGCGCGCUUACACGCCCUGGCGGGUCGCCCAUGCCUGUCAACGCGGCGUUGGCCAACGAUCAAAGCCUGCUUCAACCGCCGGAUGGCUUCGCGCGUCCGCCCAAUCUUGCGCUCAGUUAUACCUGGUUCGACCUCAUGAAGAUUCAGCACAUGGAUGACUUCUACGAGAGCCUGCCGCGCAUGCCUCUUGUUCUCGUUCCUCACGAUGUUUAUCAUGAGGACUGGAUCCGCUUCAUGACCGAUCUUGCGCUUGCUUGGGCCGGUAAACUGCCGUCGGCAGGUACGACGAAGGGCUCGACACUUUCGAUGGAGCUCAUCGACCUCUGGAACACCGCGUUCUUCCAUCAGCGCGGUGUCGAUAUCAUCCUCUUCCGUGGCCGUGAACGUCGCACCGGCAAACAUGCCGGCCAGAUUGAGUCCGCGCUGCCCGGCCAUGACGACUCGGACGACGAUACGGACGACUCGAGCGACUCGCUCUCGGACGACUCUGACUUGUCCGACUCUGACGGCGACUAUCGCCCUCAGCAAGCUGGGUACUAUGGCCGCCCCGAGGAUGCGUACCAAGCGGAGAUGCGCGAUGCGAAGCGCCGCGCGAAGGAGAAGAAGGUGGAGAAGAGGCGCAAGCACAAGGAGAAGAAGGCGCGCCGCAAGGCCAAGGAACGCGAGCGUCGUUACUCCCUCUACAUUGCCUGCCUCACGGCUUCGGACGGUUGA